Messenger RNA from Prorocentrum cordatum, 618 nucleotides. The record is from the annotation of a GenBank genome assembly. Lineage: Eukaryota; Dinophyceae; Prorocentrales; Prorocentraceae.
AUGCCAGGCACGAACUGCCAGAAGGCGAUCCAGAUCUGGUCGGAGAAGAAUGAAGGUGCAAAUCCUGAGGAGGCCGAGGUGGUGAAGCUCCUGUGCUUGAGCCCUCCGAUCGAGAAGAUGGAUUCCUCCCUGAAUCAGCUGGUGAACGUCAGGCACCUGGCCCUUUCUACGAACUGCAUUGACAAGAUGAUCUCGUUGCCAGCCCUGAAGAACAUCCAGAUCCUGUCCCUCGGGCGGAACGUGAUCAAGAAGAUCGCCGGCCUCGAGGAGAUCGGGGCGACGCUGCAGGAGUUGUGGCUCUCCUACAACAGCAUCUCGACCCUGGACGGGCUGCAGCCGUGCAGCAAGCUCCACACCCUGUUCAUGUCGAACAACAAGAUCAAGGACCGUGGGCACUUGGCUAUCCGCAGCGAGAUUGAAAAGCUGCAGGCGAAUCCCGAGCUUGCCAGCGUGCUGUUCCUGGGCAACCCGAUGUACGAGGGGCUGUCGAAGAAGCAGGCCAGGAUAAAGGUCAAGGAGGCGCUGCAGGAGGUCAAGACGGUCGAUGGCGAGAUGAUCACUGGGGACGACAUGGACGACGACGAGGGCGAUGGCGAGGAGUCGCCCAAAGCGGCCUGA